Messenger RNA from Drosophila willistoni, 1931 nucleotides. It is a transcript of the gene Pabp2, whose product is annotated as polyadenylate-binding protein 2. The record is from RefSeq and is a predicted model, not a curated record. The transcript has 6 exons. NCBI's taxonomy places the organism in Eukaryota, Metazoa, Arthropoda, Insecta, Diptera, Drosophilidae. Gene Ontology annotation, molecular function: RNA binding. The coding region runs from base 229 to 903 and encodes 224 amino acids.
UCUAACGAAGAGAAUUCGUUUUCGGUGGUAAAAAAAAAGUAUGUACGUGCGCGUGUCGUAUUAUCUGUAAAUAUUAGCUUUUUAAAUUAAAACAAAGUGCGUUUAACAUAGUGAGAAGUGGACAUAAUUGAAAUUUUCAUAACGUUCAACUACACCUUAACAAGGAAAUCGCAAUCUAAGAAAAGUUUAGAGUUAACCAAACAAUAAUAAAAGGCACAAUCACACACAAUGGCCGAUGAAGAUAUUACUUUGAAUGAGGAUCAGCUGUUGGAGUCGCUGGAGGAGACAAACGGCGAGCAGGAGACUGAAAUUACCAAUGAAGUCGAGGAGGAGGGCAGCAUGCAAAUCGAUCCUGAACUGGAGGCCAUAAAGGCACGCGUUAAAGAAAUGGAGGAAGAGGCAGAAAAAAUCAAACAAAUGCAAUCAGAGGUGGACAAACAAAUGGCCGGCGGCUCUACGACAGGCCUUGCCACAGUGCCGCUUUCACUUGAAGAGAAACAGGAAAUUGACACACGGUCGGUUUACGUUGGCAAUGUAGACUAUGGAGCGUCAGCCGAGGAGCUCGAAGCACAUUUCCAUGGCUGUGGCACAAUCAAUCGCGUCACCAUACUGUGCAACAAGGCUGAUGGGCAUCCCAAAGGGUUUGCAUACAUUGAAUUCGGCUCAAAGGAGUACGUUGAGACAGCUUUGGCCAUGAACGAGACGUUGUUCAGAGGUCGUCAAAUCAAGGUCAUGUCCAAACGCACAAACCGCCCAGGACUCUCCACCACAAAUCGAUUUGCUCGUGGCAGUUUCCGAGGACGAGGUGCCCGUGUGUCUCGCGCCUGUUGUCAUUCCACCUUCCGGGGUGCACGACGAGCAAUAGGUUACCGUGGACGUGCCAAUUACUAUGCGCCCUAUUGAUUAUUGUUUUUUAAAACCCAUUUUUAGUAAGAUUUUUUUACAAAUAUUAUUUCAAAAAACAUUAUUUUAUUGCCAAAACUUCUUUAUAAUACAAAAUAAAAAAAAAAACAAAAGAAGAAAAGAAAAUAGAUGAAAAAAUGCCAGGAAAAAAUAAAUAAAAGUUCAUACAUGAAAUGCAACAACGAAACAAGAGCAAAAAAAAUAAUUAACAAAAAAAAAAACAGAAAAAUACAUAAAAAAAAGAAAAAAUAAUCAACAUGGAAAAAAUUACCCCUUGAACUUGGCUAUAAUGUUUUUUGAAGCACCCAAAAACACCAAACACCCCUCUUUUCACACUUUUUAAGUUUUCUCUAAAAAAAAAAAAAUUACAUAAACAUAUGUAUAAAUCUGUUUAAAAAAAAAACAAAAAUAAAAAAAAUAAAAUGGAAAUGGAGAAAGAAAAGAAUAAAAAAGAACAGAGAAGAGACUUUCCACAAGAUGGCAAAGAAAAAGAAUAAAAGCGAUGGAUGAAAAAAUUAAAAUGAAAAAAAAAAACAAAUGAUCAAAAUUUGUGAAAAAAGAAGAAAAAGAUAAACAAAGUAGACAAAAGAGCAUUAUGAUAUCUUAAAAAAAGUACAGCUAAAUUAUAUAUACGAAAAAAUAUAUGCAGAAAAAGAAAUUCAAUUUUACCGAAAAACUAAAAAAAAAAAAACAAACAACAAAAAAAGUGAAAGAAAGUAAAAAGAAGACCGAAAUAUAUGAAAAACACAUUUGAAACAAGUUCUCUUUGCCUUUCCUUUGCGGGCGGGAAAUGGGAAUCGAAAUCGAAUUAUCGGAGGCGGAAGCGCGGGAUCCAUGAUUUAAGAAGGUCAUCAACAUCAAAUCAAAUACAGCAGAGAUGACAGGCAUAGCAAGACGGAUUACAGUACCGAUUUCAUUACAUAAGUCAUGUCUAUAUAUAUAUGUUAGUUCGGAUAAAGAUUAACAAACGAAAAAAAAAACAAAAUAAAGUCGACUAAGAAAAAGAAGCAUUUGUUUCAAGCUCACUA